AGAAACACACAGAAAGACAUAAAACUUUCGCGUGUAUGUUGCACGAUUUGCCUCGGUAGAGUAAAAGGAGUGCUCUUGUGAAACAGAAGGGCCAAAGGCUGUCCGUGUCAGCUUAAGCCUGGUUUGCUAGCUGUUUAGCUACAUAUACGGAAGUUAAAGUUAUCUGAUUAUCUUGCUGCGAGCUAGCUAGCUUCCUUAUCCGAGCAAGGAAGUGAUCGGUGACGUGAGAAGCAGGAGUAGCUAAGCAAGUUUUUAAAACUCCACUGUGUGAGCCCAUUCACUGCUGUUGCCACAUUUUACGGAGAACACCAACCACUAGCAAUAGCUGCUGUUUAAGAAAACAUUUUGGAGAGAUGACCAACAGGGAAGACGAAUACGACUACCUCUUCAAAGUGGUCCUGAUCGGGGACUCCGGUGUGGGGAAGAGUAACCUCCUGUCCCGCUUCACCCGCAACGAGUUCAACCUGGAGAGCAAGAGCACCAUCGGCGUGGAGUUCGCCACCCGCAGCAUCCAGGUGGAGGGCAAAACCAUCAAGGCGCAGAUCUGGGACACGGCCGGCCAGGAGCGCUACCGCGCCAUCACCUCCGCGUACUACCGGGGCGCCGUGGGGGCGCUGCUGGUGUACGACAUCGCCAAGCACCUGACAUACGAGAACGCCGAGCGCUGGCUGAAGGAGCUGCAGGACCACGCCGACAGCAACAUCGUCAUCAUGCUGGUGGGCAACAAGAGCGACCUGCGCCACCUGAGGGCCGUGCCCACCGACGAGGCCCGGGCGUUCGCCGAGAAGCAUGGGCUGUCCUUCCUGGAGACGUCAGCGCUCGACUCCUCCAAUGUGGAGCUGGCCUUCCAGACCAUACUCACAGCCAUAUACCGCAUCGUGUCUCAGCGACAGAUGUCCGGCCGCAGCGAUGCCGACUUCUCCCCCAACUCCAACGUGGUCCCGAUCACGGUGCAGCCAACCCAGCAUUCUCCCAAGCAGAGUGCCUGCUGCCAGAGCAACUGAGGCCUUCGCAGCUGGGGGGCAGGGCUGAGGGUGGGGCAGGGUUUGGAAUGAGGGCAGGGUAGGAGUCAGAGCGGGUGAGGGUGACUGAGGGUGUGUGUGUGUGUGUGUGUGUGUGUGUGUGUGUGUGACUCCUAAAAGGUGAGAGAACCGGAAACGCUUCGCUAACAAGGGAACAAAAAGACCCAGACGCAGCUUAUCUCCAGUAACUGCAGCUCGCUGUUGCCAUUGUGCAAAUUCUGUCGGGCCUUCCAAAGCUGGUUUAUUUAACGCAAUAGCCUUAUUAAAACCCAUCACAAGGUUAGAAUGGUUAGAAUACUUUAUACUGGAUUUCACCAGUCCUGUUGGGCUUUGUAAACACGCUUGCAACUAGAUCAGAAAAAUCACAAGGAUUUUUUAGAUUUUGAACGUCAAGUGAUAAAUGUGUGUAAUUAUGCAAUACUUUUUGACACACAUUUUAUAUUAUUCCCUUCCUGUCUACAUGUCCUCCCUCCCACUUACCUUUUACCUGUCCCUCAAAGU
Megalops cyprinoides (Indo-Pacific tarpon) is the source of this 1523-nucleotide messenger RNA. RefSeq names its product RAB11a, member RAS oncogene family, like (gene rab11al). Bases 354 to 1004 code for a protein of 216 amino acids. Gene Ontology annotation, cellular component: axon; transport vesicle; postsynaptic recycling endosome. Lineage: Eukaryota; Metazoa; Chordata; Actinopteri; Elopiformes; Megalopidae. The record is from RefSeq and is a predicted model, not a curated record. Gene Ontology annotation, molecular function: GTP binding; GTPase activity. The transcript has 5 exons. Gene Ontology annotation, biological process: melanosome transport; exocytosis; neurotransmitter receptor transport, endosome to postsynaptic membrane.